AUGGUGGACGUGCUUAGGUCCGUGGAGUUGGACAAGUGGACGGAGAAGCAGACGACAUCGAUGCGACUUGGCGGGAACAGGCGACUGGACGAGUACCUCAAGGAGCACGACCACUCCUCGCUCUCGUCCGACCUGCAGCAGAAGUACGACAACACCGUAGCCGAAGACUACCGGUUCAUGCUGGCCACGGAGGUCGCACAAGCGCUCGGCCUUCCACCACCCGAGAAGAUCGUACCGCGAGAGCGCCUAGCCACGCAGAACUCGGCCCUGAACAAAUACAAAGGAGUGCAAUCCAUCUCGAGCGACCAGUUCUUCGGCAAGACGGACAUUGCGCCUCGACAAGGGUCCACCACGCACAACGGCUACCAGCGAUUUGAUGAUGAUGGCGAGCCGGCCUGCUGCGGUUGCUGCUGA
This is a messenger RNA of Acanthamoeba castellanii str. Neff, 414 nucleotides long. RefSeq lists its product as uncharacterized. Gene Ontology annotation, molecular function: GTPase activator activity. The transcript is spliced from 3 exons. Gene Ontology annotation, biological process: COPI coating of Golgi vesicle. NCBI's taxonomy places the organism in Eukaryota, Discosea, Longamoebia, Acanthamoebidae. Bases 1 to 414 code for a protein of 137 amino acids. The record is from RefSeq and is a predicted model, not a curated record.